UUCUACUCAGCUUUGAGGAAAAGACUGAUAUCCUUAAAUACACGUAUGAAUUUGUGUUCCUGUUGACUAUCAUGUAAAUGGUUGUAAAAUUGACAGAGCAAAUCCAAAAGCACUAAAGCAAAGUUCCUUACAGCAGCUGCUUUCACGGCUACUUCCACACCUGAAAUCUGCGAAAACACUGGAUAGGGGUCGUCCUUGAGACAGAUGGUGAUAAUUAUUUUCCAUGUGUAGUCACUUUACAGUUUUCAGAGAGACUGCCCUUGCACAAGAGUCUUUCUAUUUAUCCGUUGGUACCAGCGGCUGUAAUACUUCCUUGCAGGAGUUUCAGGGAUUCAGACUCAAAGGAAGGACUGCUGUCUGUUGAGCUCUGCAGGCUAUAUUCAAUAGAUGUGUCCAGAUAUUUGAUCAACAUCAGGUCAGAAUGCGUGGAGUUUAUGCCAUUUUCCUCUUUUUACUCUUAAUCAACUGCAUCAGGGGUGAGUUAUGUUUCUGAAUUACUUUAUUUAUGUCCAUUGUUAAGUUAUUUCUUGUUCAUAUUCUGACUGUUUGUGUUGUUGAGUGUUUUAUCCUUUUUGGUUGUUUUUGGAAAGAUUGCUGCUGUCUUUCUGGAGCUUUUUGUGGACAUUAUUAAAACUGAAACAAAGAAUUUAAGCGUUGUAAAAUCCUUUCAAAGUUUAACAAAAUGCAAAGUUGGUUUUAGAUGUUCUUAAUUGUUAAGAGUGAAUAGAAAUUCAUUACAUCAUUAACUAAGAUGUUCACAAAUGAAAUUCAAUAGAAAAUAUUCAUUCCUCAUCUGAUCUUCUGAAUGAUGUCUUCCAUGUUAGCUAAGAAGAUGCGGUGGUGCACAGUGUCAGAUCCUGAGCAGAGGAAGUGUGCAGAGCUGGCUAAAGCUCUGGUGGCCGUGCUGCCGCCGGCCGCUGUGGCAGCUUUCGCCAGACUCUCCUGCAUCCGAGCGUCCAGCACGACCGACUGCAUCGAUCGGAUCAGGGCGAACCGUGCUGAUAUCGUGACGUUGGAUGCAGGAGAAGUGUAUUCUGCUGUGAAGCAGUUUGGCCUUAGAGCCAUCGCCAAGGAGAUAUACAGCGACGGAGGCUGUGUUCUAUCUGUAGCUGUGGUGAGGAACAUCAGUCUGGACGUCCGGUCCCUGAAGGGCCUCAGGAGCUGCCACAGCGGGGUCCGGUGGACGGCCGGCUGGAGUCUCCCCCUCGGCUUCCUGCUCUCCAGAAACUACCUGAGCUGGUCCAAGGAGCAGCCGCUCAGUCAGGACGUCAGUACUUUUUUUAGUGCCAGCUGUGUUCCCGGAGCUGCUGCCAUUGCCCCUCCUCUGUGCGCUCUGUGCCAAGGCCAGAAGUCAUAUAUUCGCCAGAAGAAUUACCACUGCGAAACAUCCCAUAAUGAGCCCUUCUACAACAACCAGGGGGCCCUCAGAUGUCUCAGGAGGGGGGCCGGGGAUGUUGCAUUUGUGGAUCAUUUAGCUCUUGAAAGUAUUGAAGACAGUGAUAGAGAUGAGUUCAGGCUGCUGUGUGCAGACGGCUCACAGGCUCCUCUCAGCCACUACAGGAUCUGUAACCUGGGCCGGGGUCCAGGAGGCGGCAUGGUCACCAGAUUAAACUUGCGCAAGACUGCUCGCAAAUUCCUAUCGACGGUGCAGAUGCUGUUUGGUAAACGAGGAAAAGAGAGGCAGCGUUUCCAACUCUUCAACUCCUCUUCUUUUGGAGAAAACGACCUUCUCUUCAAAGAUGCGACGGAUAAACUGGCCGUUCUGCAAGACGACAUGGACGUCAGCCAGCUGCUGGGGCUGGAUUAUGUGGCGCUGCUCAAAGGUCUUGGACAUGAAGGAAGCUCCCUGGAGGACAGUGUCGUGCGAUGGUGCUGUAUUAGCCAUGCAGAGCAGAAGAAAUGUGAGCAGUGGGCUCUCAAUAUAAAGUCGGACCCUCUGGUGUGUGUCAGAGCGGUGUCAAUGCGUGACUGUAUCGAGAAAAUCAAGAGGGACGAGGUGGACGGCGUCUCGCUGGAUGCUACUCACUCUUUCAUCGCAGGAAAAUGUGGUCUUGUUCCGGUAGUUACAGAAUAUUAUGGAGAAAGGUGUGUGCCUGCUGAGGGAUCGACCCACUUGGAGACGGACGUGUUGCCCUCAGUGGUUGCCGUGGCCGUGGCGAGGCGCUCGAGCAAAAGUGUUUUCAUGGGGAACCUGGGGGGCCGGCGCUCCUGUCACGGACACAUGUACAGCCCGGCCGGCUGGCUGCUGCCCUACAGACACCCGCUGAGCCUGGAGCACAACAGCAGCGCCCCCUGUGGCCCCGACCAAGUGUACAACGACGUGUUUUGGAAAGGCUGCCUCCCGGGCUCUCAGGGGAAUCUGUGUAAAGUGUGUCUGGGAGGCACGGGGGAGGCCGCCACCAAACGCUGCGCUGACAACCACAAUGAGCGUUACUAUGGCAACACUGGGGCAUUAAGGUGUCUGGUUGGAGAUCCCAGUGGGAAAAGCUAUGGUGACGUGGCCUUCCUCGAGCAACACACCCUUCUUGACAACAUCCUCAGUUUGAACUCCAGCGGUUGGGCAGAGGGCUGGACGCUGUCAGACUACGAGCUGCUGUGUGGGGACGGUCGUCGGGCCCCGCUGGCAGAGUGGGAGAGCUGCAACCUGGGAGUCAUCCCCCCGAACAGCGUCAUGACGCGGCCGGUGCUCACAGCACGAGUGUACGACUUCCUCAUGAAGUCACAGGAAACUUUAUCCGCCAACCCAAACGCAGAGUUCAAGCUCUUUCAGUCUCAGGAAUAUGGAGAGAGUGAUCUGCUUUUCAAAGACGCUACUCAGUGUUUCGUCCACACGGGCCACAUGGACCCCCGCUCCAUCCUAGGAGAGGAGUUUUACAGUCAGGCGGAAGCGGCUUUCAACUGCACACACUCUGAUAUCUUGGAGUUUUGUAAUCGGGACGUGUGCAGCAUAUUCUAAAGGACACAUUUCUCUCUGCUGCUCAGUGGAUCAAUACUUCAUCCAGAAUCUCAACUACAAACCAUCCCUGGUUGACAGCCGACAUGAAUUUCAAAACACUGUUGCCUGACUGAACCGAUGAAUUUGAGCGUUUAGAUGCCAAUUCAACAUCAAAUGUUGUGAAUCAUCUGUGUCUUUCAAAAACACAAAACACUUUUAAGGCCUGAAAAUAAUUAAAAUCAAAAUAUGGUUUAAGUAGGAUAUACAGAAAAGUAGAGAACACAAAUAUAGAAUCGAAAUGUACCUUACCAAAAUGUGAAAAAUAUAUUAUAAACAUACAGGUUGUGUACUCUGUUACUGUUGUAACACGUGGUUCCCACACAUCUAAUCAUUAACACAGCAUCUUGCAAUCAUAAAGGCUCAAACAACAAAGUUAAGAUAAUACGAUAGAACAGUGUGUGUAGAAUAUAAAAACAGCUGAAACAUCUAAGACUACUGCAAUAUAUAUAUAUAGAAAUGUAUACAUCAUUUUGCACAAAUUAGUUAACACAAUCUAUGUUUUGUACUAACAUGUAAUGCGGUGUAUGUAAUGUAGUUAAGGUGGUGCAAGGUUAUUCAGUCAUCUUUGUGCCACAGUAUGUCAACAACAAAAAAAACAUAAAUAAAUGAAUCUACUUUUA
Molecule: messenger RNA, 3615 nt
Organism: Gymnodraco acuticeps
Lineage: Eukaryota; Metazoa; Chordata; Actinopteri; Perciformes; Bathydraconidae
Gene: sxph
Exons: 16
Coding region: 806-2956 (716 amino acids)
Biological process (GO): iron ion transport
Cellular component (GO): early endosome; recycling endosome; plasma membrane
Source: RefSeq, a predicted model, not a curated record